AUGAAGACCACUCGCAAGUACAGGGCACUGCUGUCCGUUAGUAUGAUUCUUUUAGCGCUCUUUUUCUCAAUAACUGCUUUCAUCACAACAUACUGGUGCGUCGGCACGCAGCGCGUCCCCAAGCCGAAGUGCACUAAACUCCGCACGCACAACUGCAUCGAUUAUGGAGUGAACGAGACGGACCCCAAAGUAGUGGUGUACAGUUGGGAAACGGGGGACGACCGUUUCCUAUUCAGACAGUUCCACACCGGGAUCUGGUUCUCCUGUGCGGAGAAUAUCCAUGAUGAAGGUGAGGUGAUGAGGUGUUGUUGUUAAUGACGUUGUCGCAUAUUGUUGUCAAUUAAUUAUAGUGAUGUCUCUGGAGUGUAAAGACUGAAACUAUAUGGAUAUUUAUAGGAAGGAGGUUUGCAGGUGUGUGUGUUCAAACUAUUCUAUCAAUACCGGUUUCUAAACAGGCAUUCUUGCCAUUCGAAAAGAACACCCUGGAAAUUCAGAAAUAGACAAGGAUCUAUAAAGGCUUGAUUAGAUUUUUGCACACACAUGCACACACACACACACACACACACACACACACACACACACACACACACACACACACACACACACACACACACACACACACACACACACACACACACACACACACACACACACACACACACACACACACACACACAAUUAAACUCUGAAGUAUUGGAUAGCCUAAAGAGCAGUUUAUCCCUGCAUAACAAUCAUUGGAACAUGGGAUGGGAGUUUCGAGUUACAGUACAGUGACCCCUUGGGAAGAAGUUUAGGGGACAUGAGCUUAGUGCUCUUAGAAAGGGUCCCUACUGGCUCUGCUAGUAGUCUUCCUUAGCAGUCUAUCUUCUUACAGGUCUAUAGGGUACUAAUAGUCUACCCUAGCAGUCUCUCUUCCUACAGGUCUAUAGGGUACUAGUAGUCUACCCUAGCAGUCUCUCUCCCUACAGGUCUAUAGGGUACUAGUAGUCUACCCUAGCAGUCUCUCUUCCUACAGGUCUAUAGGGUACUAGUAGUCUACCCUAGCAGUCUCUCUCCCUACAGGUCUAUAGGGUACUAGUAGUCUACCCUAGCAGUCUCUCUCCCUACAGGUCUAUAGGGUACUAGUAGUCUACCCUAGCAGUCUCUCUCCCUACAGGUCUAUAGGGUACUAGUAGUCUACCCUAGCAGUCUCUCUCCCUACAGGUCUAUAGGGUACUAGUAGUCUACCCUAGCAGUCUCUCUCCCUACAGGUCUAUAGGGUACUAAUAGUCUACCCUAGCAGUCUCUCUCCCUACAGGUCUAUAGGGUACUAAUAGUCUACCCUAGCAGUCUCCCUCCCUACAGGUCUAUAGGGUACUAGUAGUCUACCCUAGCAGUCUCUCUCCCUACAGGUCUAUAGGGUACUAGUAGUCUACCCUAGCAGUCUCUCUCCCUACAGGUCUAUAGGGUACUAGUAGUCUACCCUAGCAGUCUCUCUCCCUACAGGUCUAUAGGGUACUAAUAGUCUACCCUAGCAGUCUCCCUCCCUACAGGUCUAUAGGGUAAACUGAAUGUCUGUACCAAGAAGUAAAAACGUCACACAGCUUUACUCUUGAGUCUAAACAAAUGCACAAGGUGAAAGUGCAACAUCUGGAUCCGAUGACAUGCGUGCGUAAGCGUUGUUACCAUGGGAAUGACAACACCAUUAAGUCAAAGGUGUCUCAGGAGAUUAUAUAGCUAGAUUAGUUACACUGAGUCUGACUCAAUCAAGAACAUUUUGCAACAUUCCCACCUUUAAAACAGGAAAAAUGGCAGCUUUCCCAUCUCCAAACAUCGGUCUGGACUUCCAGGUACUGCAUCAGUUAUCAGGAUCAGAGCUUCUGGUUGAAUACAGUAGACCUGGUCUGGUGAUAGCAUAUUAAAGAGACAUUAAGAACAUAAAGAAAGCACCACAGUUUAUGCAAGAAUAAAAACUUGGAGCAUGUUGUCUCAUCAGGUCUGGGACUGUACACAUACACAGGCGUGCACACACACACACACACACACACACACACACACACACACACACACACACACACACACACACACACACACACACACACACACACACACAGCUUGAGUUAACUAAUAAGGAUUACAUAACGGCCCUUGAUGAGUUUUUCCUCUAAACAUCUGUCACCAUCUUCCUGAUACCUGAUUAUGCAUUAGAUUUACGACAAAUCCAGCAGCCGCGGCGGGCGGCUACAAUAGACAGCUGACGGAAAUAAUAAAUCACGCCUGGAAGAGGGGAGGAAAGGAGGGAGGGAUGGGUGGAUGAAUAAGUGCAUCAUGCUAUCAAGUGUUGAUCAGGUGACAUAAGGUCUUAUAGGAUCCUAGAAGGUCCCAGUAAUGUCCUGGAAGAAGAAGUACCAGAAGGAUGUCAUUUGGGAAGGAUUGAACUGGAAGCUCUGUGGUGAUGGUAAAGUCAUUGACCUCUGUGAACUCUGGCUUCUUGUCCUUGACCUCGCUGUGCCCUUUCUCAUGCAAAGCACGCGAUGGUUGAACUUUUAACCUUUUUCCUCUAAAAUAGCUUCUACCGAUGCAUUAGACUAGAUAGGCUACUCUCAAUGUGUUGAACAUGAUCUUCUGCUUGUUUCUGACCUCUUGAUUUGCAGUUUUGUCUCUUUGCUUUGCUCAUGCCAAGCACACGUCACUAUUUAUUUUGAACAACACACAUUUCCUCUUAAAUACCCACUGGGCACAGAUGUCAUUUCAAAGUCUAGUUUUGAUUGACAUUUGGUUGAGUUGUCAACUACUGUGAAUUCACCAUGAAAUCAUCAAAACAUUUCACCAUGACAUUGGAUUUAGGUUAAAAGUUGGGUGAAAAAAAAGAUUACAUUGCCUUACAUUGAUGACUUUCUGCAAAUCCAAUCAGUUUUCCACGUUGAUUCAACGUCAUCACAUUGAUUUUUUGUUGUUGAAAUGACUUCAUCACAUUUAUUGUUUGUUGUUGAAAUUACGUGGAAACAAUGUUGAUUCAACCAGUUUUUGUCCAGUGGGUACAAUCAAGUAGACUAAAUAAUCUGAAUAACUUGUGUGUGCCUUGAAGCUGCUUGUAGGCUAUUUAAUCUAUAUUGCAUGCCAAGCUCGCAGUGUGUCUCUUCUUGAACUUUUGAACCUCACCUAAAAUAGAUUAUUCGUACAAUUGUAGGCUAAUAGAUACUCUGAAUGAUUUGUGGCUAGAAUCCAGUGAACUUUGCUUGUAUUUUACUUCUUUCAUUUUUGGGCUUUUCCCUUUCUCCAUGCCAAGCAUGCAAUGUGUCUCUUCUUGAACUUUUGAACUUCCACAAAUUUCAAAAAUCAAGUCAACUAGACAGGAUACUCUGAGUGAAUUGUGACCCUGAAGUACCCAUGCGAUGUAUUACAGCUUGAUAUGAAACUACAUUUUCUCCAUUCGUUCCAGGUGAGAAAUGCAGGAGCUUUAUCGAUCUGGCUCCGGCUUCGGAGAGAGGUGAGUGAUCACUGCAUACAUCAGGAGGUAAACAUAUCUGCUAUAGAGCUGUACAUCCCCCAUACCAAGAAGAUUACAUAUAGAGGGAGAGCAGGGGCAGACUGGGACCAGAAAUCGGCCCUGGCAUUUCUAACACACCGGACCAUUUUUUUCCUUGAGGCCCCCACACCAGCCCAUAUUUUUCUUCAGGCCCCCAUUAUUAGCCAGAUAAUGAUCAUAUUGUGAAAAAAAAAAAGUUAGACAGACCCACUUGGCAAAAAAUGGACCAGCCCAUCUGGCAUUUGCCAAAAAUGCCAGAUGGCCAGUCCACCCCUGGGGAAGAGGAUGUUUUUAUGAAUAACAGAAUAAACUCAUUUUCAAUUACAUACCUACAGUAGAAAAGAAGAGAAUAUCUACUUUAUUUCUCAACUCCUAAUAUUGAGCAAAUUACACUCCUUGGAGCUAAUUACACUCACUGGAGUAUCUGAUGUAGGCUUUGGAAAACCAGUGCAGCAAGUGCCGCAGGCUGAUGGUAAGCUUUCUUGACUUGGACAUUCACUUUUGCCAACACAUGGCUAACCUUUGUUUAAUCAGCUAAACAGCUGCUCUUAGUCAAAAUAAUGAAAAACGAUCUACCAAAUCUAUUCAUAAAUUUUUUUGAGUACUUGCCCUUCCCAUUAUCAUUCACCUAAUGAUAAGACAAGACAGCACAUUUUUUGCUAACGUAUGAUGGGGUUCCCUGGGUCGCCGGUUUGCCUGGGAGGGGGUCCCUGGGCAAAAAACUGGUUGAAGACCCCUGGUCUACAGGGUUGCAUAAAGUAUAAAAGGAUGUUGAGCUAUACUCUUGCGGUAUGAAGGGGUCUGCAUCCUGUCUCAACUGCCAUCUUGCACUCAAAUGUCGUCUUUAGCUGCUCAAAUGUUAUAACAAUGGCUGUCAUGACACCACCAUACAGGAGAUGUUUGCAGGGUGCUGUGGCUGCAUCAAGUUUUAUCUGCCUUCUUAUAUUUAGUUACUUUGUUGGCCUUUGUUGUUCCAAUUGAGGAAAUUACAUUUUGACACAAUCUUUUCCCCCUCAUGUAUAUUAAAUAUGAACAUACCACAUCAUCAAAGUUUAAUUUGAUUAACUUUAAUUGUGUCUGAAUUUGGAUAUAAAGAACAAUAUGAAGUAUUUAACUGCUACCAAUGUUGCAGAUUAAAGUAAUGCAUGGAGCAAUAGGAUUGGUGUGACUUUCUUUGUUAAUAUAUUAAAAAGGAAGGAAGGAAGGCAGAGUAGAUUUAAUUGAGCUUCAAAAUGAAAAAUCCACCCAUAUGCUUCUACUGAUUGUUUUUAAUGAACAUUCUUGAGAAAGUUCUCCUGUGAGACUUAUAACUAAAUGCUUUUUACAUCAGAUCAUCUAUCUAUAAGCUUUGGUUUUACACUAGUUAUUACAACUUGUUCUGUAUCUCUGGUAUACUUUUUGCAUAUUCAUUAAACUUGAACAUUGACAUCACAAUAGUUGAUUGAUGUAUUGACUAUAUCAGCCUUGAUGUACAGGAGGUAAUAUAAACUCAUCCCUAUUCCAGACGUACUGUGGCUUAUGUUCUCAAACAACCUUGGCAUCAUCCGCUGUGUUGUCAGGGACACGGGAUGUGGGGUUGCUAUGGUCACACCCACUCUGUCGAAGGAGAACGUUAUGAUGACAGCUGUGAAAUGAUCCAUGAGCAAAUUGUACUUUGCAUUGUUCGUAUAGCCGACUUUGUUGCUAUACUCUACUCACAAGAAUACUUCUACAGUAAUAAGAACGCUGUACAGUGUUCAUACUGUCUCCAAAGCUAAGUACCACCAAAGUUAAGGACCACCAAAUCACCAAAAUUCCAUAAUGAAACAAGGCACUGUCUCAGUCUUGGUACAUUCCAUCCCCAACCCCAUCCCCGCCAACGCCCCUGACCCUCCGUCCUAUCCCGUUGACAGCGUCUCGGGGGAAAUACUGGUACCAGCCAAUGUUCACUUCCUGCAAUGAAGUGUCAAGAAGGAUUAAUAGCAGACAGGCGAGGUAGGAAGAGAUGUCUGACUCCAACCUGUCUCGUAGCGAGACAGAGUGAGGGUUUGACUCGCUGGAAGGCCUGAGAAGAUUCCUGAUACUUUUAGCUUCAGAGAUGAAUUACAUUAAUUGGUUUUGAGUGGCCUUUCGGUCCUGAGAUAUAUUAUCAACAGGUCUGUUCUCACUAUGGAUGUCAGAAAUGAUGUAAGAGAUGUAAGAUAGGCAGAGACCAAAAACUAAAACAGACAAACUUGUACCCGAGUUAAGUUAGGACACAAUCGUCAGACAUCAGGAAUUACUUUUUGGGGAAUAAAACGUUUAGUGUCCAUGACAGUACUUCAAAUAGGCACCUGUCAAAUACAGUCCUAUGAUUUAUGAAUGAAACAGAUGGGUGAAGCAUACACGAUCAAAGAAAUCAACCCUAUUCUCCACAACCAUGAGAUAUCAUUAUGAGAAUACUAUCAGCGAUUCAAAUUCGACAUCAUAUCAUGGUUAUAAAAAAUUGCUCACUGAUUUCCAAUACCCUUGUUUGUUGCAGGUGUCCUAUGGCUGUCUGUGGUCUCUGAGAUGCUGUACAUAGUCCUGUUGAUAGUGGGCUUCAGCCUUAUGUGUCUAGAACUGGUCCACUCCAGCACCAGCAACAUGAUAGAUGGACUGAAACUGAACGCCUUCGCUGCUGUCUUCACCGUCCUCUCAGGUACAGAGGAACAGUUUAAAACAACCUCUUCAAGACGGCACAAACAGAUCUGGGACCAGGCUAUUGUUUCAUGUGUAAGGGCCAGGAGUUGUCCCAGACCACAUGACCUGACCAGGAAAAACUCCUGACAACUAUAGAGCUCAGAUUUCUUUCUGUUCAUGACACAUUUAGAUUUUUGUUGAAUUAUAUAUGUUACGUCACAUGCUAUCUGUUGUUGAGUCUGGUCUGGGAAAAACUCCUGGCCCUAUUUAUGUGAAAUCUGUGGAGCAAACUAAACAAACACAGAAAUACUUGUAUACAGUACUAUGCAAUUGUUGACACUAGCAGACAUGGAAAAAGUAUUAGAAGGUGGUGAACAUGAUGAAAAGUGAAGCUAGCAAGUAGAGAAGUUCAUUUUGUACGUAUUGACUUGGAAAUAACCUGCAACCUCUCCGAAUGUAGAAGCAUCAGCUAUCAGAGAGGGAUUUUGAAAAGUCACCGUCACAGCGGUCACAAGUUCCUGGCAUGUGUGUGUGUGCCCGUGCGUAAGCAAGUGUGUGUGUGUCUGUAUGCCUGUGUACAUGCGUGUAUGUGUGUGUGUUCACGUACAUGUGUAUGUGUAUGCAUGUAUGUGUAAGUGUAUGUGUGUGCGCGCCUACAUGUACACUAAACAUCUAAAUGUAUUCCGGUAUCUGUGUAUUUCCAGGUCUCCUGGGUAUGGUGGCCCACAUGAUGUACACACAGGUGUUUCAGGUGACAGUCACCCUGGGCCCUGCAGACUGGAGGCCCUAUAACUGGGACUAUGGCUGGUCCUUCUGGUAGGGUACACACACACAAACACGCAAUUCAAAUCAAAUCCAAUUGUAUUGGUCACAUACACAUAUUUAGCAGAUGUUAUUGCGGGUGUAGUGAAAUUCUGUGUCUCCCUACGUAGCGUCAAUAAUGAAAACCCCAAAGCUCUCAUGUUACCAGGCGGAUUAGGCUUUGGUGUCCCAAAGCCCCAAUAUAUAUAUGGUAGAUGCGAUUGGAAAAUUGCAUAAGGGGAUCAAGGGUGAAGUGUAGCCCACAUAGACAUAUGUACACUGUAUGUUCAGAAUGUUAAUCUUCCAGGCAGAACAUCUUGACCAUUGUGACAUAGCUCUGGAUUAUAACAUGUGCAGUGAAUGAAUAUGGGAGCUACAAUGUAUAGACUACUGCACAGUAGUGGCCUAUUACAUUGGGAUGUAUCCAUAUUGACAUACUACCCUAUUGGGAUUGACAGAUUGACAGUAAUCAUGCAAAACUAUGAUCCUUCCAUUUUUUUACAUGGGAAUAAUCAUAUUUACAAAAAGUAUGCCAAAAAUCCCCAAACUCAAAAUGAUUAUAUGUUUUCCACAGUAUUUUGCACUGUUUCAUCAAAACAUCCUAUUUCUUUGUGUAAUAUUUGUCUGAAUUAUUUGAGCUGUUGUCAAGUGAUUGAUAACUUUGGUAUUUAACAUUUUUUAGCUUUUAAAGCCAUUUGUUUGUUUUAAGCCAUUUGUUUGUUUUAAAGUCAUUUGAAAUUUGUUUUUCAUUCAAACAGCUGCCCUAUGAACUGACCAUGAACAACGAUAGGCCUAAAUAUGCAGAUUGCACCUUUAAUUGACUCUUCCUUGCUUUUUUCUCUCUAUGUCCCCAUCAUUUUCCUCUCCUCUAUCUCUUCCAUCUAUUCCAUUUCCUGUUUUCCAGCAUGGCCUGGGCAUCCUUCACCUGCUGCAUGGGUGCAUCAGUCACUACCCUCAACUCCUACACCAAGACUGUCAUCGAGUUCCGACACAAACGUAAGACCUUCGAGCAGAGCAUCCGCAAGGAGCAGGCGCGGGAGACGUUGGGAUACUACCGCGAUCACUCCCUACACUCCAUCUCCCAAACUGUGGAGGUGUACACACAGACCCCAUAUAGCACUGGUAUUAUGACACACAUACCGGCAGCGUCGUUAGACCUGAGUGAGGUACCAGACACUCUGGGGGAAGACCAGUGCUGA
Messenger RNA from Coregonus sp. 'balchen', 8148 nucleotides. The record is from the annotation of a GenBank genome assembly. Lineage: Eukaryota; Metazoa; Chordata; Actinopteri; Salmoniformes; Salmonidae.